GCGAAAAACAGCUGUCAAGGAGUGUUGAAAAUUUUCCACUAGGGGCCUGAUGGCAGGCGCUUCGUGCAAAGCAACCACAGCAAAAAAGCAACAAUUCCGAAAGGUGAACGGUGCAAAUUGCCCCGUUAGUGAGGUGUGAAGGUUUCUGGCACCAUCAUCGGAGCUUGCCUGCUGACCGAGCCGUUUUCUCCUCUCCCUUUUCGUUCGUGCCGCGCGUUUCUGCCUGAUCUCGUUCCAGUAGUAUGGCCAGCGGAAGUGAGAGCUCCGACGAGUUUUACGAUGCACUGGACGACAGCAUAGUGGGUAGAACUGCAAACGAUGGCGAAGGAGGAAGGACAGCCGGUAGUGGUGGCGGUGGUGCCAGUGCCAGCAAAAGACGCGCCGUGAAUCGCAUCGAGGCCAGUCAUACGGCAGUGCAUGAAACCAUCGGCAGUAGCGGCGGCAGCGAUCACCAUCAUGCUGCACCGUACACCGACAGCUUGCAUUCCGCCGUGCAACAGCAGGGCCGGAUCCACCCGGCAGGACAGCUCGACCCAACACCGGACAGCACAUCGAAAAGGAGUCCCCUCAAACCGGCCGCCAAAGGACUAUCAGGCAGUGUCGGUUCCUCUGCCUUUGCUGACAAACCAUUCAAGGAGCCGAAGUCGCUUCGUAGUCAGCGAUUUCACGAGUUGCGCCAAAGCAUGCAUAACGACGAAGACGAGAACCCGGGCAAUAUACUGACGCCUGACUCACAGAACAGUUCCGUGGAGGGUAUGUACGUGUCGACUGGCCGAUCCAACUAUCCGUUUCGGGUGAUUGAAAGCGAUGUUGCCAGCAUUCACAGCAUCUCCUCGCUCGGCAUUGUGGGACGCAUCAUGGCGGGUGGCAGUAUUGAUGCAAGUGCGCACAGCGCCGCAUCAUCGAACAUGAAGCAGAUGCAAGCGACCGGCAAACAGCAAACCAGCAAGAAAGGCAGCAGCGGUGGCACAGGUCAAAAGGAAACAGCGAUUACAGAUAUUACGAAUAGCACAAAGCACCUUGCUGCCUCUAAAACCGCCGAUGCAGGAGUAUGCACUGUUCCUGUCACCACCGGCAUCGGCACCACAAGCGCUUCCGUACUGGAACGCCCGGUGGCUCCGCCACGCCGGAAGAAGAAGGCGCGCAAGCUUUCAAGCAGCUCGUCUGAGCAGUGCAAUAUGAACGAAGGCCUUAAGCUACCACCGGCGGACAGCUCGUCGAGCGAGUUGCUGGUGGUUAAGUUACCUCCGCCAGCACCAGCCGGUACCGAGGCUCACAGUAGCAGUCUCGGGAGCAAUGGGGCCAGCAGUGCAAGCGGUUCGGAUGUUACCACCACCGGUGGAGACAGCAACAGCGGUCAAACACUUCCGUCUCCUGCUACGCUCGAAUCGAUUACUCGCGAGAUAGAAAGCUCGUUCGAAGAGGCAGCCAGUGCGGUGGUCGGAUCCGGAACCGGCACCGUACCUGCCGCCACCACCACCGGCCUAUCGUCGCUUGCAAAUGGUGGUAGUGGUGGUGUCGGUAGCACCAUUAGCGGUGGUGCCGAUGCGUCCUUGAUGCGACUCGCGCACCAAACGGCCGCCACGAUGGCACUCGGCGGCAGCCAGCCCAAGUGCAGCCAUAUCAGCCCGACGGGCAGCAUCAAGAGCAUUUCCGGCCCAUCGUCCCACGUCAGCUGGACGGAUAAUGCGCAGGGGCUGAACAUUUACAAGGCGACCAAGGGCCAGUACGUGGUGAAGCCGACCGAUGGAGCGUUCAACAAGGCCGAGGGACCGUCGCGCGAUGAGAUUGCGCGGGUGGAGCGUAUCCGGCGUGAAUUUUUCCGCAACGUAGGCGGCGGCGGCGGUAUCGGUGUGGCUGGUGGCGGGAGCGGUACGGGAAGCAUCGGUGGUGUGCCCGGUUUGGGUGUCAGCGGGAUAGGCAAUCACCGGAAGAACUACUCGUUCACCGGUACGAACAGUCUGGAAGGUGGCAUGCGGCACGGCAGCCAGGCAGGGAAGCAGCUGCAUCUGCGCGAGCGCCGCAAAUCCGCCGGCGACGAGGAGCAGUUCAAGCAGAUGAACAUGUACGUACGUACGCGCACCAACUCCGGCAAGCAGCUCACCGACAUGGAAAUUCUCGAACAGGUGCCGGUGAAGAAUCUUGAUACGGGUGAAAAUUUCCCACUGUCGGCGGUAGAGGAAAAGUUGCCCCAUUGCAUUAACCCGCUGUCGCUGCACAUCAUGCGGCUGACCAGCCACAUCCCCGAAACGGACGAAGAGUCGGUGGGACCGCAACCGGACUCGGACUCGAUACAGCCCGGCUACGAGGAGGAGCUGGAAUCGGAGGGCCUGGAACGUGGGCGACUAAAGCGCCGGACGGCGCGGCUGAAACGCUUCUUCCGGACGACGGCGAAGAAAACGGUCAACAAAGCGAAAUCGAUUGCGUCGGAAGUGUCGCACGCCCGGCACAAGGAAGACGUCGCUGACAUACAGGACGUUGGCAACCCGGAGCAGAACAUCAAAAUCAAAGCGUCCAGCACGAACAAAGGGCCGUACGAUUUUGCCAAGUUGCAGCACGUGCAGGACCUGUCCGGCGAACACACGGUCGCAGUAUGGUGCAUGAAGUUUAGCAGCUGCGGCCGGCUGUUGGCAACGGCCGGGCAGGACCGGGUGCUGUGCAUUUGGGUGCUCAAGGAUGCAUACCCCUUCUUCCAAACGAUGCGCACGAAGUAUAACGCGUACCAGAAGUCGUCCCCGUCACCGUCGGAGGAGGCACUGAACACCUCCUUCGUCACAGUGUGUAAGGACGAGUCGUUGGCGGCGGAACCAUCGGACGACCCGUCGCCCGGUCCGUUUAUGUCACGGUCGUUCUGCACCUACACCGGCCACACGUCCGACCUGCUCGAUGUGUCCUGGUCGAAGAACUACUUCAUCCUGUCCAGCUCGAUGGACAAAACGGUCCGGCUGUGGCACAUCUCGCGCCGUGAAUGUCUCUGCUGCUUUCAGCACAUCGACUUCGUGACGGCGAUCGCGUUUCAUCCGCGCGAUGAUCGCUACUUUCUCAGCGGCAGCCUCGACGGCAAGCUGCGGCUUUGGAACAUCCCGGAAAAGAAGGUCGCCCUGUGGAACGAGGUCGACGGGCAGACGAAGCUUAUCACGGCGGCAAACUUUUGCGCGAACGGCAAAUUUGCGGUGGUCGGUACGUACGACGGUCGGUGCAUCUUCUACAACACCGAUCAGCUCAAGUACCACACGCAGAUACACGUUCGCUCUACCCGGGGGCGUAAUGCGAUCGGGCGUAAAAUCAGCGGAAUCGAACCAAUGCCAGGUGAAGACAAAAUUCUAGUUACAUCCAACGAUAGUCGCAUCCGGUUGUACGACUUGAGGGAUCUAAAUCUCAGCUGCAAGUACAAGGGUUACCUCAACUCGUCGUCGCAGAUCAAGGCGUCGUUCAGCCAUGACGGCAAGUACAUCAUAUCUGGGUCGGAAAACCAGUGCAUCUACAUCUGGAAAACUCAUCACGAGUACACCAAGCUAAGCUCGGUACGUCGUGAUCGAAGCGAUUUCUGGGAAGGCAUCAAGGCGCACAACGCUACCGUGACAUGUGCAAUCUUUGCACCGAAACCGGAGGCGAUUAUCAUACCCGAGUAUGACGAAUUAAACAAUAGCAAUAUCACCCUUAACCAAUCGCUGGUGGAACAAAGCAAUAAAGCGUGCGGCGGGUAUGUGAUGGUGAGCGCUGACUUUAGCGGAUGUAUUAAGGUGUUCAUCAACAAGACGAAACCGAAGCACAGCAGCCUUCCGUACACGGCGAUAGCGGAUUAAGCGUUCGGCGCAGCAACAACACGCCAUUCGAGCCAGCGAUCAGCGACCGGUAUUGACCAGCAAUGGAGCAUUUUAGCAGUUUAGCAUUUUCCGCUCGUUUUUUUUUCCUGUUCCUUUGCUACCCGCCCAGUUCCGGUACAUGGAUGGGUGGGAAAGGAGUGGGAUGCAUCCGCGGAAAAGCUCGUGAUGUGAGAUGGGGUAAGGCCAGAGAGUGAGGCCACCGAGUAUACAGAUUUACCACACAACUGAAGGAAGGCUGCCUGUUUGUCUGCUGUCGUUGUUCGAAACAGGAAGCCAUUUCAAUAGGUCCUUUAUUUGCUCUAUUACGCCGCUAUUACUGUACUGGUUUUGCCACAGUCUCGCUCUUCAAAUUAGGUUCAAUUUGCUCCUUACACACACACACACCCACACACGUCUCGGAACACUCCCAGUGGGAUGAGCGCUAGGCCACAAGCUAGGGGUUAACUUAUUAUACUUCUUCAUUAUACAACAUUUUGCGUUUGCAAUACUAAUAAUCGCCAAACCGCCUCUCGUUCGGCAUCAUUUGCAAAUUGUUGGCGCCUGCAGAAUAACACCAAAUAUUUGAAAAUAGGAUUAAUGCGUAGCGUUUAGUGGCAGCGCAGAGAAACAAUUUGAAUAUUACAACAAGAAAACACACACACACUAUCGAGAAAAUCGCACAUAUGCCAUUGCGCGUGUGUGCGUGCGUGUGAGGAAAAAGAGGCGAAGUGGGUGACUAAAUUUAGGAAACAGAAACAGAAAAUAGGGAAAAUGACAGGCGUGUGUUGCACGUUUCCACCCGAAGGUAGCUUACGAGAUGUGCGUU
This is a messenger RNA of Anopheles stephensi (Asian malaria mosquito), 4632 nucleotides long. RefSeq lists its product as uncharacterized. Lineage: Eukaryota; Metazoa; Arthropoda; Insecta; Diptera; Culicidae. The transcript is spliced from 9 exons. The record is from RefSeq and is a predicted model, not a curated record. Gene Ontology annotation, molecular function: protein binding. Bases 243 to 3806 code for a protein of 1187 amino acids.